AUGACACUAAUUUACAAUCAAUUUAUUAGGUCCAAGGAACCUCUCAAUCCAUGGGCUGUGUUUCAACGAAAGACGUUGGACCUUCUCCGAACCACUGACUUGCAAUGGACUGAGAUUGCGCCGGGUUAUUUCCUCGACUACUGGGGAAUGCCUUACAUGAAAACACACCUGACUACAACGGUCCCGGUCAUCGACAUUGGCAACGCUGUUGCUGCCAUUCCGGGUACUGGCGAUGAGCCUGUUGCUUUCUCUUAUUCGCUGGACGUCGCAAAGGUCGUUGCGAGGUUACUCGAAAUUCCCGAGUGGCAAGAAACAACGUAUAUUAUGGGCGACAAACUUUCUUGGAACCAACUUCUGGAACUCGCCCAAGAGGCGCGAGGCACUGAGUUCAAAGUCUAUCAUGAUGAUCUGGAAAAGCUCAAAAACGGGCAGAUCACCGAACUGCCCUGCCACGUUCCUGCAUACCCCUUCUUUCCUAAGGAGCACCUCCAGGGACUGUAUGCAAUCUUGGAGAUGCUGAUGGUCUUGGGAGAGUUCAAUUUGCCAUCUGAUAAGGCCAUCAACAGUCAGCUAUCGGAUAUUAAAAUGCUGACUGCUAAAGAGAUGCUGGAUCAGACCUGGAAAGCGCACAAUGGACAGUAG
Molecule: messenger RNA, 642 nt
Organism: Fusarium vanettenii 77-13-4
Lineage: Eukaryota; Fungi; Ascomycota; Sordariomycetes; Hypocreales; Nectriaceae
Exons: 2
Coding region: 1-642 (213 amino acids)
Source: RefSeq, a predicted model, not a curated record